CGUGAACUUAUAAUUGAGUAUUCCGUUACUUAGCUAAAUACGCAGCUUUUAUUCCCCGGACAUCAAAGAUCACACCGAAGAUGUGCUAAUUCUUAGGCUUGACUUUCGGAUCCGGUGUUUUACGAUUAUUAUUGUAUGUCCAGGUCCUCUCUGGUGACUUUUGAUGAUCAGCGCAUCUUUGAUAUAAUUCAUAAUCUCCAAAAAUUAAUCUCACUACACUUUGUGAAGCAUCCAGGUUCAUGAGCACAUAGGCCUUCAGAUCUAGAGCUGUGGCUGUAUUAGACGCUCUGGAUGACUCUUGCAGACUUCUAACCCCAGUCGCUAUACACCAGUUCACCUUGGUUUGUAAAUCCAAAAUAUAUCGUAUACUUGCCUUUAUGACGUUAUCGCCAGCAAAUAUCACACCAUCCCAUCACAUUCGUGCAUCUAUCACUGUCAGCUCCCACAUUACACGUGUACUCCAAGUACUCGUACCCAUUCUGGCACCGUUAUACCUUUCAAAUUCCCCUAUUCGCCAAUGUGGAGAAGCCUCUAAAGACAGAAAGCUAUGCCCUUCUAGCUCUAAGCUCCAAGUUCUUGAUUCCUGUAUCUGUAAUACUAGCAAAGCCAUAGCUGACCAGGAUUUUUAGCAUUAAUACAUGGUGGUAUUAAAUACGUAAACCAGAUAAUAAUUUGAUUCGAUGAUUACCAAAG
Molecule: messenger RNA, 693 nt
Organism: Babjeviella inositovora NRRL Y-12698
Lineage: Eukaryota; Fungi; Ascomycota; Pichiomycetes; Serinales
Exons: 1
Coding region: 378-629 (83 amino acids)
Source: RefSeq, a predicted model, not a curated record